Molecule: messenger RNA, 1368 nt
Organism: Acanthosepion pharaonis
Lineage: Eukaryota; Metazoa; Mollusca; Cephalopoda; Sepiida; Sepiidae
Source: the annotation of a GenBank genome assembly
AUGAUCAGGUCGAGCGAGCGCCCCGUCUCCGACACGGGCCAACGCCGGCCUCGACAUGCGCGGUGGAGCGGUCACCCGCUGCUUGACGUCCUGGCGGCAUCCGCCGAGCGUUGUGCCAGCGCGCGGACUUCGGAGGCGACGACGGCAAAAGCCCUUGCCCGCGUCGCGCGCGCGCCGCUUCGACCCCGCGUUGGCGCGAGAAGGACCGUUCGAUGCCGUCCAUCGCACAGGAUCGCCCGGCGUACCCACAUCGCCCGAGCGUUUGGCCUCGGCACGGGCCUGUCCCACCACGGUGUUGGUACGCGCGGCGUCCUCGGCCGUCUGGCGGAUGGUGACGGUGAUCUCAUCGAUCGCUGCGGCGGUCUCCUCCUGUGCUGGCCGCCUGUUGCCGGGGUACGGCGCGACAGAUCGUUCUGCCGCCACGCUGAUCUCGCGCGAUCCGGCGCUGACGUCGCCGGCGCUGCUCGCCACCUUUUUCAUGGCAUCGGCAAGGCGACCGACCGCAUCCUGGUCGACAGAUCGCCCGCCGCCAGCCCCUGCAGCGCGUCGGCCGGAGCUGGUGACGACCUGUUCCUGAUUCUGGUCCGCGACCCGCUUCUCGCGCGCCGUCUGGCGAAACACGUCGACCGCCAUCCGCAUCUUGGCGAUCUCCUGCGCCUUGGCGUCCGCGCGCACCGGAUCGCUCAGAUCGCCCGGGCGACAUGCUCCAUCUCCGCCGACAGAUCGGCCAGCGGAUCGCCGACCAGCCGCUUGGACAUGCGGCGCAGCACGAAGGCCAGUCCCGCGACCAUCACCAGUGCCGAGAUCAGGAGGACCAGUUCCACCGGCGCGCAUCGGCCAGCACCGCGCUCAUCGGCAAACGCACGCGCACGAUCCAGCCGCGGUCGAACCCGUCGAAACGGAUCGGGCCCCGGCGUGAAAUGCAACCCCGGCUUGCCCAGCGCCGCCUUGUCGCUGGUGUAUAAGCAGAGAUCCUUUUCCGACAAAACCUCGACAUUGCCGUCGCAAGGGCAAAUGAAUCGCGCCGAUCCGAUUGGAGAGGUCGCCCAGCCCCAGAUCGACGCCCAGCACCGCGACCGUGCGUCCCUGUUCCUGAUAGCAGCACGACCGAGGCCAUCAGCGUCUUCUUUGCCCGCCACCAUACAGGCUCGGCCCCCUACAUCAGGGGCCGUCCGGUCUGGCGCGGACCAGAUACCAGUCGCCCUGCCCGGCUUCUCCGCAGCCGGUCAGCGGCUCGACCGCCGCGUCAUCGCCCGCAUGAUGCCAAUAGGGCAGGAAGCGACCGGUACGAUCAUAGCCGGGCGUACCGGCAAAACUGGCGUCUCGACCGUCAAAGGCAUUGGGCUCCCGAUCCGAUCCAAAAUCUGA